Messenger RNA from Orbicella faveolata, 2332 nucleotides. RefSeq names its product ZP domain-containing protein-like. The record is from RefSeq and is a predicted model, not a curated record. Lineage: Eukaryota; Metazoa; Cnidaria; Anthozoa; Scleractinia; Merulinidae.
UAUCAUGUGCGUUAUGGAUUUUAUAGAAGUAUCAUUCUUUGUUAAAUGUAUGCACGAGAGAGUUAAACGGCCGAGCUUAUUGCACUGAGGUAACUUGGCCGAAUAGUCUUUUUUUGCACAUGAUUUUAGGACGUUAAGAGCUUAAGUAACGUUGUCGCAAAUUUAUCCAGAGUUUAAGGUGGGGUCCAUAUUUCUAACGUUUGCAGUUUCAAUGGCUUCACAUGUCAAUGCUUGUUCUUGUUCUCGUGGAUAGGUUGCUUUCAUUCAUGGGACCAGUUUACUUUUUCGUGAUAUUGUACUAGGGCCACGGCUGUACAAAUACCUUCAAGUUUCAGGUUAUUGAUUUUAAGCAAGCUAAGUAAGUUAAUGGUAUUUUGAUUCUAUAUCUUUCUUUUUUGCUAUCUUGACAGUUUGAAAUUUCAUAUAAUUUCCGCAAGAACGGUUUAUAUAUGUAGACGUUUGAUGAUCGAUGGCUAGCAUUUCUUUUCUGGUUUGCGGGACAGAGUAUUCCCUGUUGUUACUUGUUAUCAGUGGUCUGUCGAGUCUUCCAGCUGCCUGGUGUCAGUAUUGUAACACUGUAAAUGGUACGUUUAUCAGAAUUCCAGUAAUAUCGAGAAAGAAGAAGAAUGCAAUUACAUAUCUAAGGGCAUGCCUUGGGAGGGAGUUGCAAAGAAGGAGGAAGGAACGAUAUUGGGUUCCAAGGCAUUCAUUGGCCAUUUCUUUGACUGAUACUUGUCAAAACUCGCCAAGUUUAAAAUUGGAAUUACAUGUACCUAGUGUCAGUUAUGCCCAGAAGCUGUUUGUGGUUAAAUCGUGAUAAAUCCCAGCCCCUCGGCUCAGCCAUAAUGCUUAAUCCGUUUCGCGAAAAAAGAGCCGAGAGAGAACUAAGCAACGGGCAAGGCUUAAACCGAGAGAGAAAACCAGACUCCGGCAGAUUUUGACCUAAGUUAGCCUGCGUAUGUAUUUUCCUUCAGCUGAACCUAAGAUUAAAAUCUCCUCGACUCCGUCAUCGAGCAAACUGGCGAUUGGCACAACCAUUAAUUUGACUUGUACUGCGUGGCAGACUGAUGACAUGGCAAAGAGUCCAAAGACAAAACCACAUAUAAUUGAAUGGUUUGAUCCUCAAGAUAAACGAGUCGGAGAUAAAUGCUACGCUGGAUCUCCAGCAGCCUCACGAAUGAGGUGCACAUUAAUGGUUGGUGCGCUGACGGACGAAAAACUUGGUAACUACACCUGUAGAGCAAGAAAUGGUUACGGUCACUGCAGCACCAAAAGAUUUGAAAUCAAGCUCUGGGCUCCCGAGGUAACUGUUCACUGUGAAAACCAAUACAUGACUGUCGUGGUAGCAAAAGCACUUCUUCCCGGGGUUGACCGCAGACAUCUCCGACUCCGGAAUUCCUCCUGUUCGGCGGCAGAGUCAACCACUCAUUUUUCACUUACAACACCGCUUGAUGGUUGUCUCACAUCAGCCAGUGAAACUCCCACUUCUUUAAUAUACUCUAACAAAGUCCUUGAAAUCCCGUCAGACAUAGUCAUAAAUGGGGCUGUAACGCGCAAAAAGCAGGUGCAGAUUCCAUUCAGUUGCCAGUACUCCAAGUCUGGCAUGGUGUCCUCAUCUGGUUGGAAACCUGAAAGUAACGCUGUCGACUUUAACGUUGAAGGUCGAGGGAAUUUCACCAUCACCUUGAAUAUGUUUCCGAACAGGGACUUUGCAACUCCUUACUCUCACAAGGACAUGCCAGUUGCGGCAGAACUCCAACAGCCCCUGUUCUUUGAGGUGUCUGUAUUAACUGGUGACAGUCAGUUGUCAAUCGCCGCUCAUCGCUGUUAUGCCACGCCAACACAACAUCACAGUGGUUCUGUAGAAUACAAUUUCAUUCAAAACGGAUGCCCAGCUGAUGAAAGUACCGCUUUCCUAUCCACCAACUCGGAAAGUGCCCAGCGGUUCACAACUACUGCAUUUCAGUUUACUGGCAAUCACCCUUUUGUCUUCAUACACUGUCACGUGGUAAUCUGUGACAGGAAUGACUCCUUGUCUGAGUGCAGGAAGACAUGCCCAUCAUCGAAUGGUAGACUUAGAAAGCGUGAAGUUCAUGAUGACUUGAUCGAUGGGUACUCACUUGGACAGGGUCCUGUCCAUUUGGUGCGCAGGAAGCGAGAUUUGGACAGAGCUGAAUCGUGUACAUGUAACAAGAAUGGCUCUGGCUUAGCAGUCGGUAUCAUGGGUCUGGCCCUUGUAUGUGCCGUUUGCCUCAUCGCAACCGUUUUGAUGUUUACCAGAAAAUAUCGGCACGAGCAACAUGCUGAUUCAAGGUCUUUGGCAAUGCCAUGA